Messenger RNA from Drosophila obscura, 1506 nucleotides. It is a transcript of the gene Lipt1, whose product is annotated as lipoyltransferase 1, mitochondrial. Gene Ontology annotation, cellular component: mitochondrion; cytoplasm. The record is from RefSeq and is a predicted model, not a curated record. Gene Ontology annotation, biological process: protein lipoylation. NCBI's taxonomy places the organism in Eukaryota, Metazoa, Arthropoda, Insecta, Diptera, Drosophilidae. Bases 83 to 1297 code for a protein of 404 amino acids. Gene Ontology annotation, molecular function: lipoyltransferase activity. The transcript has 3 exons.
UUACAAGUGCACUCAGUUGUUUGCACCCCUUGCACCCCGCUCGCUUGACAACUGAUACAGUUUUCCUCUUCCUCGAGGCACAAUGAGCUUGCUCUUGCGUCGCAAUUCGAGCCAGCUGCGUCUGCUGCUGGCAUCUGGAAGCAAAAUCACGCGCCUCGCCUCAACUGAUAGCAGCGAUGUAGGUGAACCAUCUGCCCCAGCAGUGCCCCCCACAGCUGUAAAGCAGAGCAAGCCACAGCGACAGGCCCCAGCAGCUGUGCCAGAUGCCGAGAUCAAGAAAUCGGUGUUCAUCUCUCAAUCGAAUGACAUCUUCACCAACCUGGCCCUGGAGGAUUGGCUGUACAAGAACUUUGACUUUGGCCACCAUCACGUCCUACUGCUGUGGGCCAACGAUCCCUGUGUGGUCAUUGGUCGCCACCAGAAUCCGUUUACCGAAGCGAACGUCUCCAAGCUGAUGGAGCGCGGUAUUACCCUGGCACGGCGCAACAGCGGAGGCGGAGCCGUUUACCACGAUCGGGGCAAUCUCAAUUGCACCUUCUUCACGCCCAGAGAGCGCUACGAUCGCAAAUACAAUUUGAAUAUUGUCACUAGGGCGUUGUUCCGCGAGUGGGCCAUCAAGGCGGAGAUCAAUGAGCGUGACGACAUCGUGAUAAGGAACAAGAAGAUUUCAGGAACAGCCGCCAAGCUGGGGCGCCCGAACUCCUAUCACCACUGCACCAUUCUGGCCAGCGCCAACAAGCUGCAUGUGGGGGAAUCCCUGGUCAAGGAGCCAGCCAACUACAUCAGUCGUGCCACAGCCUCAGUGCCUUCGCCCAUACGCAAUCUGGUGGAUGUGAAUCCGAAUGUGAACGUCUCGCAGCUGCUCUCCGCGGUGGGAUACGAAUAUCUUCGGACGGUGGCGACCUCUUUGGAGGAUGGCGGAAGCGCCCAGACAAUGCAGCAACGCGGCUUCCAACUGAUCAAUCCCACGGAGAAAUGGUUCCCUGGCAUCGAAGAGCUGCGGUCCAACUAUAGCUCUUGGGAUUGGGUCAUUGGAAAGACACCGAAGUUCACCGUCGAAAAGGAUCUCGAACUGAAGGGCGACGAACAGGGCAUGAUGCUCAAGCUGACUGUAGAGGUGGAGGCAGGCUUGAUGAAAGAAAUCGGCAUUAAGCUGCCACACAGCGAGGAGACUGUGCCCGUGGUGACGCCCCUCCAGGGCAAGGCCUAUAACGAGCAGAACCUGAAUGGCAUCAUGGGUGCCCUGAAGCUUGUCUCCGCAUCCAAUGUCAAGCAGGCAAUGAACGGCUCCGGAUGAUUGGAGCUUUCUUAGCGGCAAACAAAUAUUAAAACCUUUAUACAAAUAGUCCAACUAAUCCGCCUAACGUAGAUAUAGUGUUUUCAUGAAACCAUAUAUUACUAACAUAGUUUACAAUUAAUUAACAAAACCAACUAAACCAACUAACUUUUGUUAUCCACGUUAUUUUUUUAUAAAAACAACUGCAAUAAAAUGUUGAAACAUUUCUA